This is a messenger RNA of Stylophora pistillata, 3509 nucleotides long. RefSeq names its product metal cation symporter ZIP14. The record is from RefSeq and is a predicted model, not a curated record. NCBI's taxonomy places the organism in Eukaryota, Metazoa, Cnidaria, Anthozoa, Scleractinia, Pocilloporidae. Gene Ontology annotation, molecular function: monoatomic cation:bicarbonate symporter activity; zinc ion transmembrane transporter activity. Gene Ontology annotation, biological process: intracellular monoatomic cation homeostasis; zinc ion import across plasma membrane. Gene Ontology annotation, cellular component: plasma membrane.
ACAAAUUAAAAGUCGUCACUGUUUCCUAAAACAAAGCGUUCAGUGAAUUAGCCAAUCAGCUCUCGCUUUCAGCUGUUAUGGUCGACUUCACCUUAUACUUCAUCUAAUAAUCGCUUGAAAAUCGUUGAGGGCAUAUAUAGCUUACAGCUGCAUUAGCGAACGAAGCAUUUUUACUUGCGAUACAGUGUUGAUCAAUACGAGAAAUCAUUAUCUUCAUUACGUAGCAAAAUGGUUUCCAAGAAACUUACUUUACUUUUGUGUUUGUACUUUAGUCUACGAUUUUUUGUUCGUUCCCAUGAACUACCCAAGCAGAAGCACGAGCACUACAGUUUUACGGCGUUACAAGAAACAUUAAAUGGCGAGGUUCUCCUCUCCGACGAUGUCGAUAGACUCCUCUCUAAGUUGCAUUUCUGGAACUGUUCAGAUAGCAGUGCAGGGAUCGACAAGAGGAAGUGUCUCUCGACAUCUUAUGUCUUCAGCUACGCUGGAUCGUCGGUUACACAGUUGAAUUCCAGCGAAUUUGUUGAAAUCAGCCCCAUGAUUGUUUACUGUCUAGUGCCUGCGCCUGAAAAGAACCCUGGUCGAUGUUCAGCUCCCAAGAACCACAGCGAACUUUACAGCUUGUUCGCAAGGAAUUUCAGUCAUCAUGGCGAUGAAGGAAAUAUUACGCAUGAAACAUUGGGUGAAAUAUUGAAGGAGAUCAACUCGACGAUCGGGAAACAUUUAACUACGAAAAAGUGUUUUUCUGCUGAGGACAUUGUUAAAGAGAUUGAGGAGGAAGAAGAGGGACAUCAUGAAGAAGACGGGCAUCAUGGAGAAGAGGAAGGUCACCAUCAUGAAGAGGAAGAGAAACCCCUCCAUCUGGAAGACUUUCAAAAGGCCUGUGCCAGUAUUGUGCUACAUUUAGUACAAGGAUAUUGCAUUGAGGAGGCACAUGGACACAAUGAGACUUCCUCCCUACCUUCGAGGGAGUUCUUCAUAAAGGAGCUCUUUGAAAACAAGACACACCUCUCUGAGGGAGAUUUGGAAGCAAUUAUGAAAGUUCUUAAAAUUGGUAAAGCUGAGUCAUCAAGUGGGGAGGAUGCCCAUGAUCACGAUGAUGGUCACAAGCACCGACGAAGAAGAUCUGCUGGAUCCCUCUUGUCUACAUCACUGGGAUCAAAGACCCCUCAUUCUGUUCAUCGCCGUGCAGUUGAUGAGCAUGGUCAUGGUCAUGGGACUGGAACUGGAACUUCACAGUGUUACUCUCUCGACGAUAUGCUGACAGUUUUUGACAUUGAUCACACGAUUGGUGCAGAUCAAUUUGACUUCAAAGAACUUUGCCCUGCUUUCAUUCAACAAGCCAAAAGUGGACAUUGCAAUGAAGCUCACAAAGAUACACCAGAAACAGAGAAGGACAUGGGAAAAAUAUGGGGCUAUGGUUUUCUUGCUGUCACCAUCAUCAGUCUCACAUCCUUGGCUGGUGUGGCUACCAUCCCAUUUUUUGGAAAGAGAAUGUACAAGAAAAUCCUGGCCACCUUGGUUGCACUUGCUGUUGGAACACUGGCUGGAGACAGUUUGCUUCAUUUGUUACCUCAUGCAUUUGGUCUUCAUGCUCAUGAAGAGGAAGGUGCUGGCCAUGAAGGUCAUGAAGAAGAAGAUAAUGGCUUUGUUUGGAAAGCUUUGGUUGUGCUGGCCUCUAUUUAUGCAUUCUUCUUGUUUGAAACUUUGAUGCAUCUGUGUUUGAAGAGUAAGGUUGGAGAACACAGCCACAGUCAUGUUGAAGUUGAGCUGCCUGGCCCUUCCAGUCGGCAUAUGAGCUUCAAAAAGAACAGGAAGUGUUCCAGGUUGGAGCACCGUGAAGGUGCACCACCCAUUGCAAAUCAUCAUGAUGAAGUACCACCCAUGGACAAUGGUGGCAUUGUUUUGACAAAUGUGGAGGGUCCUACAGCAUACUACAACUCCAGUCCUUCGUGUACAUUUCGUUCACACAGUGUCUAUGAGCAUGUUUCUAGUUCAGAUACUGAAGGGGGUGAUUAUCAGAAUGCCAACGGUGAGGUCAAAGGGGAUGGAGCUGCAGCCCCUCAGGAUGUGUCAAGCAAACCCAAGAAAAGUCUGAAAUCCAGCUUGUCACGCCGUUCAGUAUUCAGUGAUGAAGAUGGAAUUAAAAAACCUAUGAAGAAGAUAUCAGCUGUUGCUUGGAUGAUCAUAAUAGGUGAUACUCUUCAUAAUAUCAGUGAUGGCUUAGCCAUUGGUGCAGCAUUCUCAGACGGAGGGAAUUCUGGUGUGUCUGGCGGCAUAAGUACAUCGAUUGCUGUGUUUUGCCACGAGUUGCCACAUGAACUUGGUGAUUUUGCAGUUCUACUGACAGCUGGCAUGUCUGUUAAGAUGGCAUUGGUAGCAAAUUUAUUGUCAGCCUGUUCUUGCUAUAUUGGCUUGGCAAUUGGCAUUUAUGUAGGUCAGCAGGCUGAUGUGCGAUUCUGGAUCUUUGCCAUUGCUGGAGGAAUGUUCCUUUACGUAGCUUUGGUGGACAUGCUUCCAGACCUGAUGCACAGUGAGUCAUUGCAGACUGAACCAUUAGUGACAUUCAUUUGUCAAAACUUUGGCCUGCUGCUUGGAAUUGCAAUUAUGUUGGUGAUAGCCUUGUAUGAGGAAGAUCUAAUGGCUGUAACUUGGUAGUGAACGUUUGCCCUUGUCAAAUGGUUGUUCUACAAAAUAGUUGAUAUCUCGGAGUUAUUCUGUGUUGUGUUGAUUAGGGAGGGUAUUUUUGAUAUUUUAUUUUGCAGAUGUUUGUUUGAUUAAGUGAGUGAUAUGAUUGGCAUAAGUUCUUUUUAUAUAGAUAUAUUUUUUUGUUCUUUCUAAUUAAAGAGUGCAGUGGUAAGUGUGACGAAUGAGUUGGAUGUUGAGUUAGUAACACUGGCUUUGCGGUCUUAUUCUUAUAACUAGUUAACAUAUUCAGUUUUUAGAGCAUUCCUUUUGUUCUUAAAUAAGCUCAGUAGAACAACAAUUAUCUUCUACUUAUCAUGGUAAAGAAAGUGUUUUCAUUAAAGGAUUGAAAAUUCAGGCUUAAUUUUUUCCAAGUUGAAAAGGUGCUUAGUGGUUUUUGUAGGGGACAAAAUUUUGAAUCUGUUAACUCUCAUAGAAAGUGGAAAUCCUUUGUUAUAACUACCUGAACUAUAAGAUUGUAGACAUGCUUGUAUUUUAAUUGUCAGAAAUCAUUUAGCAUCAAUUAUUACACUGAAUUUUUUACUUCAUGUGUGCUAUAUGUUGAAGAGGUGUUAAAAAACAAUUUUGUCCCAAAUGAUCAUAUUUUACUCCUUGUGCAAGCAUAAAGUAGCAUUUUUAAAAUAAGUGCAUCGAAAAUUACAGCUGAUAAUUACUGCAGCAUUUCCCAAUGUUGGUUAUUAUUCUUAUCUGUCCACAACUAUACAAAACUUCUGGGAAUUUAUUGAACCUUUUUAACUCUUUAUGAGUGAUCAAGACUGAAUUUCUCCCUACAGUGUCAUUAUAAUAUCAAACAGACAAGUGAG